AUGUCGACCUUCAACGAGCCUGCCGACCCAAUCGCUCAGGGCGUCUUGCCGACUGCAAAGCAGUCCUGGUCCGAUCUUUUCAAAUGGAAGCAGAGAGUAGUUGUCUAUAACGAAAGUGGCGAGACCACAACAGAAUGGCAGACUCCUCCGAAGCUCAAGAACCCUUUCAGCUUGAUGGCUCAACUCACCGCCAUGAAUUGGGUUUUCUUUAUUGUCGGUCUUGCUGCUUGGACUGCCGACGCCUUCGACUUCCACGCUUUGUCCAUCCAGACCGUCAAGCUGUCAAAGUACUAUGGCGUCACCAAGACUGAUAUCUCGGAAGCCAUUACUCUUACACUUUUGUUGCGAUCUGUUGGAGCUGCGGCGUUUGGCUUUGCUGGUGACAAGUGGGGUCGCAAGUGGCCCAUGGUUGCCAACAUGAUCAUUCUUGGUCUUUUGCAGAUUGCCACUAUCUACUCCACCACCUUCAAUCAGUUCUUGGCUGUUCGCAGUCUGUUCGGUCUCUUCAUGGGCGGAGUCUACGGCAAUGCUGUCGCGAUGGCCCUUGAGAACUGUCCCACAGAGGCUCGUGGUCUCAUGUCGGGUAUCCUCCAGCAGGGUUACUCCAUGGGCUACGUCUUUGCCGCUUGCGCCAAUCUCGGAGUUGGAGGUGCUGUUGAGACUUGGAAGACCGUCUUCUGGAUCGCAGCCGGACUUUCCAUCGGUGUUGGCCUCAUUCGCUGUUUGUUCCCUGAGUCUAAGCAAUUCCUCGAGAACAAGAAGAACAAGGAAGCCACAGCGCCCGGUGCUUUCUGGCAAGAGACCAAACUUAUGCUUGCUCAGCAGUGGAAGAUGUGCAUCUACUGUAUCAUCCUCAUGACCUGGUUCAACUACUACAGUCACACUUCUCAGGACAGCUAUACCACUUUCAUGCUCACGCAAAAGGGCCUUAAUAACGAUGGUGCAAGUCGUGCUUCUAUUCUAAUGAAGACUGGCGCUUGUGUCGGUGGAACAAUCAUCGGCUACCUCUCCCAAUUUGUUGGUCGCCGUCGUGCUAUCGUCGUCGCUGCUCUCAUCUCCGCCUGUCUCAUUCCAGCUUGGAUUCUCCCCACCGGUGAAGGAUCGCUUUCUGCUUCAGGUUUCAUGAUGCAGUUUUUUGUUCAGGGCGCUUGGGGAGUCAUUCCUAUUCACCUUAACGAGCUGGCACCACCUGCAUACCGCUCAACCUUCCCUGGUCUGACAUACCAACUCGGAAACAUGAUCUCAUCACCAUCAGCACAAAUCGUCAACGCCAUUGCCGAGUCUAACUUUGUCACUGGUGCAAAGGGAAAGAGGGUUGAAGCUUAUGGACCUGUCAUGGGUAUUGCAACGGCCAUUAUCGCCCUUGGUAUUGCCAUUACUACCGCAUUUGGUCCUGAGAAGAGAGGUCGUUCUUUCGAAAUCCCAGCUUCGGUCGACAUGACGCAGACCAAGGAUAUCGAAGAGGGUCGCGACAGUAUGGACAAGCAUCCCGUUAACGAGGAGCGUAUCGAGAGGACAGAGACCAGAUAA
Messenger RNA from Aureobasidium subglaciale EXF-2481, 1530 nucleotides. RefSeq lists its product as uncharacterized. Gene Ontology annotation, molecular function: carboxylic acid transmembrane transporter activity. The coding region runs from base 1 to 1530 and encodes 509 amino acids. The record is from RefSeq and is a predicted model, not a curated record. The transcript is spliced from 5 exons. Gene Ontology annotation, biological process: transmembrane transport; carboxylic acid transport. NCBI's taxonomy places the organism in Eukaryota, Fungi, Ascomycota, Dothideomycetes, Dothideales, Saccotheciaceae. Gene Ontology annotation, cellular component: plasma membrane.